This is a messenger RNA of Micromonas pusilla CCMP1545, 750 nucleotides long. RefSeq lists its product as uncharacterized. The record is from RefSeq and is a predicted model, not a curated record. NCBI's taxonomy places the organism in Eukaryota, Viridiplantae, Chlorophyta, Mamiellophyceae, Mamiellales, Mamiellaceae. Bases 1 to 750 code for a protein of 249 amino acids. The transcript has a single exon.
AUGGGCGCGGCGAACGACCCGUUCGCGUUCGUCGAGCGCGGCGGGGACGGACCGGACGAAGAGGACGCGCUGCCCGGGUGGCGGCGGCUCCGAGCACUCGCGAUCGGCGUCGGCGCGACGCGCGCGGGUAACGGCUACGCGUGGGGCGUUUCUUCCGUCUCGGACGGCGUGCUGCUUCGUCUUUUGUGGCACGCGGAGGCGCUCGAAGACCUGGACGUGACCGGGUGCUGGAACGCGUCGUUGCACGGGUUCGAGCGCGCGCUUUAUCGAUGGUGGCCGCCGCUGCGAUCGCUGCGCGCCGCGCGAACGAAGCUCGCGUCGGACGAGGCGAUAGAAAACGUCCUGUGCGUGGAACGCGUGUCACGGUUCGCUGACACCAACAAAAAAUUCCCCGUCUUUCGUCGUUUGUCCUCCACGUUGGAGACCCUGGAGCUCGGAUCGCCGCUCUCGCACGCGAAACGCGUCACCGACGACGGCCUCAGAAACCUGCAGAAGUUCGACACACUCAGGGAGCUGGGCCUCGCCGGCGCGGACGUCACCGACGCGGGCGUGCGGCGACUGUUGGAGGGCGGCCCCCCCAACAGACCGGUCGGCGGGACGCUGCGAGCGAUCGACGUGAGCGCGUGCCGGGGACUGAGUCGCGCGGUGAGGAGCGCGGCGACCGCGAGCGGCGCGCGCCCGCUGGAGAUUCUCGCGGCGAUUCGACGCGGGGAGAAGGAGAAGGAGAAGGAAAAGGAAGGGGGGGUAUAG